UGAGGCAGCAGUGCUGACCACUGAGUGCCAUAGGUGUGGGAACCCUCAAGACAUUUAAGAGAUAUAUAAAUGCGUAUUUGAAAAGCCAUUAUAUACAAGCCGAGUGUUGGAAAAUGGUAUUAGAAUAGAUGUUUGUUGACUAGUUCAAACACGAUGGGCUGAAGGGCCUUUUUCCAUGUUGUAUAAACUCCAGAGUCACCAUUCUGUGACCUGCUGGAGCCCCUAUUUUGUAUGCUGUCGAAACCUAGAGCCACUGGGAGAGGGAAGGAUACCAUCCUGACCCAUUCACCGACUGAUUGCAAACAGUAACCUCACAAUAUUGUAUUGUACUGGCCUCAGGGCGAUAUGCUAUGUUCAAACAGUAGAGGGAGCGAGUAGCGACUGAGGAGUCAAUGGAUUCUGCAGAGGAGCUCUCCUGGAAACAGAGUUGUGACCAUAGCAAUCGCUGCAGGUAACCUAGCAACCAGACGCUCACAACAAACUGGAGGAACAACAAUUGAAUGAAGUGAGGAGAGUGUGAUACAGGCAAGGAGUGCAAUAGGGUGUGUGCUGGCUGGAGGAGACAAGGGUUCAAACCCUGCUCAGGGCACAAAGAUUUGUGUGCAUCUUGUUUAAAAGGAGAGUAUAAAACGGUUGGAGGGACACUGUACCAUUGCAACCAUGUCUGCUACGGAAGUUCUGAUCACCCACCCGCAGGUUUCUCGCUGCAUUCCCGAGGAGGAACUGCCCUGCAAACCCUACUGCAUGAUCCGGAAUGAAGGGCUGCACUCCUCCGCUGGCCUGGCCACUGCAGGUUUCAGGACAGCCAAAUACCUGACUGAGGAAUGGCUGCAAAACAACUACGCCAAAUAUUACCAGGCAUUCGCCGACCGGGACACGGCGGAGUACGUGCACAAUAUGUCCAAGACCUUGAUAGCCGAGAGGGAGAGGCUGACCCAGGAAACCCAAGCCACCUCCACCAAGAAGCUGGGCGAGAGGCUGCAGGACAUCUUCUUCUGGAAGUCCGAGCUGAAGAGGGAAAUCGAGGACCUGCUGGCCGAGACCGAGCUCCUGCUUCAGCAGAAGAGGCGCUUGGAGAUUGCCCUGGACGCGACCGAGAUAGCCAUGUUCAUCUCCAAGGAUAACCUGCAAAACAGGGAAAGGCGUCAAGGCCCCGAUCUGGUCAAAGACAGAGUGGAAGACGAACUGCUGAAGGAAGUUGAUUUGAUUCAAAAUGUCCAAGGAGUUUUGAAGCGAACUUUGGAUGAGGUCAACAGGCAGAUAAGGAAGAACAGAGAUGCCAAGGAGGUCCUGGAACUGGAUUGGUCGGACAAAUACGAAGCAUACAAAAUUGAUGUCAAAGCCGGAGGCCUCAACAACCAAAGCACAAAUAUUCAAUUCCAUCCAAACUCUGCUAAGUUUGAGGACAAUUCUUCAACUCCGCAGACUUGGGCUGAGUUCACCCAUUGUAACAUUUAUAAAGCUGAACAGGAGCGAAUGGCCUCCAUUAAUCUUCGUGCUCUGGUUGACAAUGUGUUACUUGAGACCUCGCAAGAUCUGCGUUGUCAGUAUGACCGUGUCAACGCUGCCUUUCACCAGCGUCUGGAAGAACUUAACGAUGCAAAGGCUAAAUUGGAGUAUCAUCUGAGAAGGACACUGGAGCAGAUUGCAGACCAGGAGAAAAACAUCGCCCAUCUAAAACAGGCCAUAAAGGACAAAGAGGCCCCAUUAAAGGUCGUUCAAACUAGACUUUAUGAGAGGACCUACAGGCCCAAUGUGGAGCUCACCAGAGACCCUGCUCAAUUUAACUUGAUAUGUGAGGCUGGUGAAAUUGAGGAAUCCAUCGCUCUCUUGCAAGAGAAACUCCGAGAAGCCCAGGCAUCCCUGGAGAACUUGGAAAAUACUCGAAUGACACUCGAGAAGGAAAUCGCAAUAAAAGUAAACAGUAUAUUCAUUGAUAGUGAAAAGUGCCUGAAACACCGUGAAAGAUACCCAACCGUGAUUAGACUUUCAGGUUAUCAAUGA
Molecule: messenger RNA, 2004 nt
Organism: Chiloscyllium plagiosum (whitespotted bambooshark)
Lineage: Eukaryota; Metazoa; Chordata; Chondrichthyes; Orectolobiformes; Hemiscylliidae
Gene: tekt4
Product: tektin 4
Biological process (GO): cilium movement involved in cell motility; cilium assembly
Cellular component (GO): microtubule cytoskeleton; nucleus; sperm flagellum
Source: RefSeq, a predicted model, not a curated record